AUGGCAGCAAAGGAACUAGUUUGUGGUGGGGUGAGACAACGUAUUGGGACUGGAACUUCCACUUUAAUCUGGGAACACCCGUGGCUGCAGGACGAUUUAGAUCCUAUGAUCCAUACAGAAAUGCCACCGCAGAUGGCAGGAGCUAAAGUGGUUGGACUAAUAGGCCCAGAUACAGGAACUUGGGAUUAUCAUAUACUAUCGGAUAUUUUCCAACCAAAUGAUGUACCAAGAAUUCUGAAGAUACCAGUCUCCCCAGACUAUGAUGAUAUGUGGUAUUGGUAUGGGGAUCCAAAGGGUUGUUAUUCUGUCAAGGAUGGCUACAGGCGCAUUGUUGGGAAUUACACAAUUACUAAUAAUGGAAGGGUGGAUGUAGAUCCAAUUUGUGCCAUGUGUGGAGUCAUGCAAGAGGACACUAUGCACUCAUUAGUAUUGUGUGGUUAUGCUAGUUACAUAUGGGUUCAAUCCAACCUUCCACUUCCUAAUAUUGUGACAAAUAUUUUCCAUGAGUGGUUUAGUGCAAUCUUGAAUGUUCUAGACACUAAUGGAGUUAUGUAUGCACCUGCGAUUCUAUAUCAUAUCUGGAGGGCACGGAAUAGAGCAGUAUGGGAUGCCUGCCUACUACUACCCAGGAAAUUGAUUACCGUGGCGAUUGCCACCAUGCAUGAAUGGCGACGUAUACACGACACGAUGGCCGACCGAGAUACUGCCGGCAACGCCACUAUUGCUGCCACGACCAGACCGCUUCUUCAUCCGCUGCCUGGUUCUGCUGCUACGGCCAUUAUGGCCAUUGCCGAUAUUCAACCACAAAAAUGCUUUGUCGGUGCCAGGUACUAUCACGCUAGGAACUCUGCCGCGGUGGGUGCUGUAUUGCUAGAUGCCGAUGGAAGAUAUGUUACGGCAUACAGUGCCCCAUUACCAAAUUGUUUCUCCCCACUCAUGGCCGAGACGUUUGCGUGCAAAGAAGCUUUAUCGUGGCUCCGAGAGCGCGGUGAACAGGAUAUCUAA
Ipomoea nil (Japanese morning glory) is the source of this 1005-nucleotide messenger RNA. RefSeq lists its product as uncharacterized. Gene Ontology annotation, molecular function: nucleic acid binding; RNA-DNA hybrid ribonuclease activity. The transcript is spliced from 2 exons. NCBI's taxonomy places the organism in Eukaryota, Viridiplantae, Streptophyta, Magnoliopsida, Solanales, Convolvulaceae. The record is from RefSeq and is a predicted model, not a curated record. The coding region runs from base 1 to 1005 and encodes 334 amino acids.